UUCUAGGGAAAACUUGGCUAUCUGUUUGGUAUUACUCUUUAGUUGGUCGACACUCCAUUUUACAUCCACAUACAAUCACUAGUUCGGAGGCCCCUCGAUUCCCAGGCCUUCACCAUGGGACAGGCCAUAUCCGGCCACAAUGACAGGAGCUGUGCACCCAAGACACGUGAUGACUUGAGGAGAGAGCUUGCCAGCAAGUUCCGUUCAAAAUGCCUCUCGUCCAUCGAGCUCUACUCACUAAAGGACAACUUCGAGAGCCUUGCCGAUGUGCAGCAAGAGCCGGGAGGGACUCCCAAUCUGUAUAUUUCCGAGUCAACAAUUGUGAGGUUCCUGGAAAUCCCAGAUGUACUCGAUGUGUCAGCCGUGAUAGGGAAGAUGGUGACCUUUAUCGGCGCAUUUCCGUUCCUCCAGGACUCGCCGGCAAUCAUGGGGCUUGACGCUUUGGUGAUCACUGUCAUUAUACUCACCGAAAGAUAUCAGAAGAUCCUAUCAAAAGGCUCUGCGGACAGGCGAAAACUGCUUUUUAACAGCUUGGCUGUGCAUGAUCGGAAAUUGCUGCAGACAGAUGACGGACUGGAUUUAAUCCACGCGCCGAAUUCAGCUCAGUCGAGCGUUGGUACGGCCGGCGAGAAUGAGCAUAACGAGGAAGACGGCUUGGUAAUAUCCACACUUGAACUACUGGACUGUGUCGAGGCUUUCGAGGACGCAAAUCCACAGCCGAUCAACGAGGCUAUAAUCCCGGCUGACAAUUUCCGGAAGCUAAUCAUGCUGCUCUUGCUUGUGGCACCCAUGGAACCCCAGGAGAAGCUCUCGAGGUAUGCAGAACGAACAACGGGAGGAGAGCUCGUGAGCCUGCGUUCUGCAGCUGAUAGCAUCCUUGCCGCGUUUCUGAACGUUGAAAGUUGCCCGGGUAUCAAGUCCAGGGCAUUCGAGACCGUGGUACCGGUUGCGCUCCCAUUCUUAUUCCAAGGCUUCAACGCGCUUUUUGGGCGUUUUGUAUUCUCCAGCAACCUCGAUUUCGGGAAGCAGAGGGGCCUUGGUGACCAAGCAGGGGAGCCUUGCCCAAAUGUCACAGCUCCAUUGCUACCGGACACGGCGUCCAUCAUGAACUCGACCACCCUCUCACAACUGUCCUUCUUCAUCCCGGGAUCUUCUUUGUUUCGGCGGCUCAGGCUCCUGUACUCAGGCGAGAAUGAUGGAUUCUCGAUGGGCUCCUUCGAAUCCAAGGUAUUCAACUGGCGAGCGCCUACGAUCUUACUGGUGCGAGGUGUGAGACUUGAAGACUCGUCCGGUGGUAGUGAAGAACGCUUUACUUCCUCACUUCCUCCUAAGCGUUUCCCGGACGGCUCCCAGUCAAGCCGACUAACCUACGGUCUGUACAUAUCCCAGCCGUGGCGUCACUCCUUCAAGGAGUGCUUCGGUGACUCGGACACACUGUUGUUUCAGCUUGAGCCCAUCCACGACGUUUUCCCAGCCAGCACUUCCAACAAGGACUACGUCUCGUUCUCAAAACCGGGUGCAACUCCAACCAAUACGGGUAUUGCAGCUGGAAACCCACUGUCCAAGUCCUCGUCCACGUACCGACAGAGCAUUACCCACCUUGGCCCAGUAGCUCUGCUACUGGAUUCGAGCUUUGAGUUUGGCGUGUUCACACACGACAAUUCCUCGCGGGGCGGUGCAUUCCAAGGGAGCGUUUCUCGAAAAUUCGACUUCCAGGAUCGGUUUGGGAUCGAAAGUCUUGAGGUUUGGGGCUGUGGAGGGGACGAGGAGGCCAAAGUGCAGGCUGAACGAUGGGCCUUCGACGCCCGAGAGGCUGAGGCCAGGAGGCGAAUAAAUCUUGGUACAGGUGACAUCGAAGCAGACAGAGCCCUACUUGAGAUGGCGGGUCUGGUUGGGGGGAAUAGGAACGGUGGGUCUAUAGUAUAAGUGUAAUAAAUAAAACACUUAAUUUAUAAUAA
Messenger RNA from Diaporthe batatas, 1958 nucleotides. RefSeq lists its product as uncharacterized. Bases 115 to 1926 code for a protein of 603 amino acids. Lineage: Eukaryota; Fungi; Ascomycota; Sordariomycetes; Diaporthales; Diaporthaceae. The record is from RefSeq and is a predicted model, not a curated record. The transcript has 2 exons.